AUGUCUCAGUAUUCACCCGAUCAAUUAGUUUUUUCUGAUGAAUCAGCUUAUGAUAGAAGAACUUUAUCACACUGGUAUGGAUGGAAUAUUAGUAGACAUUAUACAAAAAAAUCUACAUUUUUUGUUAGAGGACAGAGAUUUACAAUUGAAGGUAUAUUGUGUAUAAAUGGCCUAUUAGCAUAUGGCAUUCAAGAAGGAUCGAUGAAAUCUGAUGAUUAUGAAUAUUUUAUUGAAAAUAUUUUG
Funneliformis caledonium is the source of this 243-nucleotide messenger RNA. Lineage: Eukaryota; Fungi; Glomeromycota; Glomeromycetes; Glomerales; Glomeraceae. The record is from the annotation of a GenBank genome assembly.